AUGAAGGUUACGAGAAAAAAAGAUAUGAGAAUAAUUCAUAUUUUGGAAAAUUAUUUAAAAGAGGAAGAACAAAAUGAAGAUUUCAUUAAAAAUGUAGAUAAUAUUGAAAUAGAAGAUUAUAAGAUGGAUAAGGAAAAUCAAUCUCCAAUUAUAAAAAAUUCCA
Diversispora eburnea is the source of this 163-nucleotide messenger RNA. Lineage: Eukaryota; Fungi; Glomeromycota; Glomeromycetes; Diversisporales; Diversisporaceae. The record is from the annotation of a GenBank genome assembly.